This is a messenger RNA of Anisakis simplex (herring worm), 297 nucleotides long. The record is from the annotation of a GenBank genome assembly. NCBI's taxonomy places the organism in Eukaryota, Metazoa, Nematoda, Chromadorea, Rhabditida, Anisakidae.
AUGGUGAACAAUACGAAAACUCCAAUCGAGAAUGUGGCUGAUGUUAAUGCGUAUAUAGCGAAGUUUUGGGAUGGUUACUUCAACUACACUGAUAAUCGCUAUCAAAACUAUGUUGAUUACUUGAAGAACAUCACGGCAAUGUCCGCAAGUCGCAGUUGGACAUAUCAAACAUGCAAUGAAUUUGGAUUUUUCCAGUCAACUGAUAUCGGUGAAAACAUGUUCGGUGGUCCGACCCCUGUGAAGUUCGUUUUCGAGAGUCAAAUUGCCCUGAUUGAUGUUCGUAGCAAAGGAAGCUGA